AUCAGGCGACACGUAGCGUCAGCGGUCGGAGGGGCGUUUCGAGGGGGUGUCUGGGCGUUUCGGAGGCGUGCCCGGUGUGGACGGGGCGUGCCGUAGGUGUGAAGGGACGUGUCGGGGGUGUGUCCGUGAGCCUGAGUGGAAUUUUCCGAGUGAGCGGCACAUAUACCGGGAGUGCGCGCGCGCGGAGCCGGCUGUGACAGACCCGAGAGCCUCCGUGGUUUGUGUUUCUCUGCGUUUCACCCUCAGUGAGCUAUUCGCGCGGACUCGGUGUGUGUCCACUGUCACGCAGGACGUGUUCUCGCGCAGUUCUCCUCCUCCUUCUCCGUGUCCCCCGCUUCCUGUUCCCCCGGAGCCCCGCGGCCCCCGUAAUGGCCAAUUACAUUCACGUACCGCCCGGAGCCCCCGAGGUGCCCCGAUUGGACUUUACCGUGCUGGAGAGCGGGUACCGGGAGGGAGCGCUCAAUCUGCUCAAGAAGCUCAGACCCGACUGGAGGCCCGAGGAGGUCACCACCCAGGUUUUUACGGACGGGAUCACCAAUAAGCUGGUCGGCUGCUACGUCGGCGACAGGAUGGAGGAUGUUGUCCUGGUGAGAAUCUACGGCAAUAAAACCGAGCUGCUGGUCGAUCGGGACGAGGAGCUGAAGAGUUUCCGGGUGCUUCAGUCCCACGGCUGCGCCCCGCAGCUCUACUGCACCUUUAAUAACGGCCUCUGCUACGAGUUCAUGCAGGGAGCGGCGCUCGAUCCCCAACACGUGUGUAACCCCACCAUUUACAGACUCAUCGCACGCCGGCUCGCCAAAAUCCACGCCAUCCAUGCCCACAACGGCUGGAUCCCCAAGUCCAACCUGUGGUUAAAGAUGAAGAAGUACUUCUCUCUCAUUCCAACGGAGUUUGAGGACCAGACCGUGAAUGAGAGGUUCUUGCGUGAGGUCCCCGGCCCCGACGUCCUCCAAGCAGAGAUGUCCUGGCAGAAGAAAGUACUCUCGAGCCUGGGGUCCCCCGUAGUGCUUUGUCACAACGACCUGCUGUGUAAGAACAUCAUCUACAAUGAGAAGCGAGGAGAGGUGCAGUUCAUAGAUUAUGAAUAUUCCGGGUACAACUACCAGGCGUAUGAUAUCGGGAACCACUUUAACGAGUUCGCAGGAGUGAAUGAAGUGGAUUACAGUUUGUAUCCGGAGCGGAAGCUGCAGCUUCUCUGGCUGAGAUCGUAUCUGGAAUCCUAUAAAGAGUUUAAAGGGUUCAGCGCCGACGUCUCCGAUAAGGAAGUAGAGAUACUCUACGUGCAAGUGAAUCAGUUUGCGCUGGCUUCUCACUUCUUCUGGGGAUUGUGGGCUUUGAUUCAAGCAAAAUAUUCCAAGAUUGACUUUGAUUUCCUUGGCUACGCGAUCGUCAGACUCGACCAAUAUUUCAAAAUGAAGCCGGAGGUGACCUCGCUGACCCUUCCCGAGUAAGAAGAAAUUGGACGUUUCUUCAUCAAAUCGUUAUUUUCUUUUCUUCAGAAGACCGUUUCGGGAACAUGUUUUGUUUUGUCUUCUUCUGGAGGGCCGAGGCCCCUUGGCGUCAGAGCGAUGUGCCUGUGCCUUUUAUUGGCACCCAAAAGGUUAAAUGCCUUGAAAUUGAAA
Spea bombifrons (plains spadefoot toad) is the source of this 1622-nucleotide messenger RNA. RefSeq names its product ethanolamine kinase 1 (gene ETNK1). Gene Ontology annotation, molecular function: ethanolamine kinase activity. Gene Ontology annotation, biological process: phosphatidylethanolamine biosynthetic process. Bases 369 to 1451 code for a protein of 360 amino acids. Lineage: Eukaryota; Metazoa; Chordata; Amphibia; Anura; Pelobatidae. Gene Ontology annotation, cellular component: cytoplasm. The transcript is spliced from 8 exons. The record is from RefSeq and is a predicted model, not a curated record.